AUGAACAGUGCGUGUGGCCGCCACGGUUCGCAUACAGACGGUAGUAUGUAUCCACUUUCUGUGAGAUCCAAUAACAGCCACCAUCAAACAGGACAGAAUUAUGUAUCAAAUCCACCCUAUAUCAAUUACGUGGCUUACCACCAUGUGCCAAAUAUGGAUAACCAAGAACAGUCUGUAGGAGUUUGGGGGUCUCAAUAUGGAUCGCCACGAGAGGACUAUAAUUCCUAUGCUGCUCCACCGAUCAACACGUGUACCUUACAAUCUUCUGAUUUACCAGCUAACCAAUUUGCUUAUAGUUCUAUGGGCUACAUUUCUCCACAUUCUUCUGCACCUGGGAUUUUACAUUCUGUAGAUUCAAAUCAUGCAGCUGCCAUGUCCCCCGGUAAUCAAAGUCAAAAUUCCUAUGAGUGGAUGAGAAAAACCGUGCAAUCCACUUCUACAGGUAAAACAAGAACUAAAGAGAAAUAUCGUGUGGUUUACACCGACCACCAGAGGUUGGAGUUGGAGAAAGAAUUUCACUACAGCAGAUAUAUCACAAUCAGAAGAAAAACUGAACUGGCUGCUAACUUAAGACUUUCAGAGAGACAGAUAAAAAUCUGGUUCCAGAACCGCAGGGCCAAAGAAAGGAAGCUUUUUAAAAAGAAGAUGAAUCAGUUUGAGGGUGCAGGCUCUGUGCAGAGUGAUUCCAGCUCAGCCAGUCCGAACCCAAUGUGUGACUCUAUACCAAACUCUUUUUACCAACCACCACCACCACCACAGCAUGCUCUGAAUAAUUUGCAGCCCAAUGGGAUUAUUUCAGAAGUCACAGUCACAAUAUGA
Messenger RNA from Pelobates fuscus (common spadefoot toad), 819 nucleotides. RefSeq names its product homeobox protein CDX-4-like. Gene Ontology annotation, molecular function: RNA polymerase II transcription regulatory region sequence-specific DNA binding; DNA-binding transcription factor activity, RNA polymerase II-specific. Gene Ontology annotation, biological process: cell differentiation; anterior/posterior axis specification; embryo development. NCBI's taxonomy places the organism in Eukaryota, Metazoa, Chordata, Amphibia, Anura, Pelobatidae. The transcript has 3 exons. The record is from RefSeq and is a predicted model, not a curated record. The coding region runs from base 1 to 819 and encodes 272 amino acids. Gene Ontology annotation, cellular component: nucleus.